UUGUUUAUCAUCAAAAUCAUAAUGUUCAAUAAGAUUGGUUUCGUUUGUUUGGCAUUGAUUGCCACUACAAAUGCUUAUUCGAAUUCUGGUUCCGGUUAUUCAAAUUAUGGCUCAUCAUCCGGUUCAUUAUCAUCAUAUGGUGGUUAUGGUAAUGUUGAUGGUGGUGGUGGUGGUGGUGGCGUUGGCGGUGGCGGUGAUCAAAAAUCUUAUGGAUCAUCAUUAGAUGGAAUGGAACAACCACAAGUUAUUGAAGUAUCACCAGAUCAAUUACCUGUUCAGGUUCAUUUCCGUACUGCAUCAAGUCGAUUAAAUGUACAACAAAGUCAUGGUGGUCAAGCUAUGCCACAAGUAGAGCAUGCUUCAUUUCAGGAUGAUCCUCAAAGAAUAAUUCAUCAAAUAGUUAAACCUGUGAUUCAAGAAGUACGUGAAAUCAUACAACCAUAUCGUCGUGUGACACAGGAAAUUCGACCUGUUAUUGAAGAAGUGCAUACUGUUGUACAUAAAGGUGAAAAUCGACGACCUGGCUCCGGUUUACAAGGUAAAGGUGCCUAUGGUGGUGGUGGUGGUGGUGGUGGUGGCCAAUAUGCCAAAAGUAAAGCCGCCGCUAAAGCCUAAAGAAGACGAAGAAUGACUGAAGAAUCUCUAUGCUCUGACAUUUGACACUUGACACUUGAAAUGAUUAUUGAACUUUGGAAUUUCAAUUCAAUUUGCUGAUGGUAGUGAAAUAUUACUCUCUCUCUCUCUCUCUCUCUCAUAUUUACUCAA
Messenger RNA from Dermatophagoides farinae (American house dust mite), 765 nucleotides. RefSeq lists its product as uncharacterized. NCBI's taxonomy places the organism in Eukaryota, Metazoa, Arthropoda, Arachnida, Sarcoptiformes, Pyroglyphidae. The record is from RefSeq and is a predicted model, not a curated record.